AUGCCUAGAAAAGUGUUCGUUGUUGGCGUCGGUAUGACCAAUUUUAUCAAGCCGAGCACAGGCCCCGACUACCCUGAGCUAGGCAAGGAGGCGGUGCUGGCGGCGCUCGCGGACGCCCGCAUCAAGUACGACGACGUCCAGCAAGCCGUGUGCGGGUAUGUGUUCGGGGACUCCACCUGCGGCCAGCGCGUGCUCUACCAGGUCGGCAUGACCGGCAUCCCCAUAUUUAACGUCAACAACAACUGCUCCACCGGCUCUAACGCCCUGUACCUUGCCAAAAAGUUCAUCGAAGGUGGGAUCUCAGACGUCGUACUAGCUGUAGGGUUCGAAAAAAUGGCUCCCGGAGCACUCGCCGCUGGCACCUUCAACGACAGGACCAAUCCCCUGGAUAGGCAUACUCUGAAAAUGGCAGAGAUGGCAGAGCUGUCAGCUGCACCCAUGACUGCUCAAUACUUUGGUAAUGCUGCUGCUGAGCACAUGAAGAAGUAUGGAACUACAGAGGUUCACCUUGCUAAGAUAGCCGCCAAGAACCACCGUCAUGGUGUAAAGAACCCCAGAGCUCAGGGUAAGAGGGAAUACACAGUAGAGGAAAUCUUAAAGUCUAGAAGGAUCUAUGGACCCCUCACUAAGUUGGAGUGCUGCCCCACAAGUGAUGGAGCUGGUGCUGCAGUCCUCAUGUCUGAGGAGGCUGUCAUCAAGUACGGGCUUCAAUCAAAGGCUGUUGAGAUUAUUGGUAUGGAGAUGGCUACUGACACCCCUGCUGUGUUCACUGAGAACAGUUUAAUGAAAGUGGCCGGCUAUGACAUGACUGGUAUGGCUGCCCAGCGCUUGUACCAAAACACUGGUAUUUCACCAAAACAGGUUGAUGUGGUGGAGCUCCACGACUGUUUCGCUGCCAAUGAAAUGAUAACCUAUGAAGGUCUCCAGUUAUGUGGAGUAGGUGAAGCAGGCAAGUUCAUUGAUGCUGGUGACAACACAUAUGGUGGCCGCGUUGUAGUGAACCCAAGUGGAGGUCUCAUAGCCAAGGGCCAUCCUCUAGGCGCCACCGGGCUGGCCCAGUGUGCUGAGCUAUGCUGGCAACUGCGAGGUGAAGCCGGAGAGAGACAGGUGCCGCGCGCCAAGAUCGCUCUACAACACAACCUUGGACUAGGAGGAGCAGUCGUCGUCACCAUGUACCGCAAAGGAUUCACUGACAUCACCCCCAAUGCGGUGGCCGUCGCUGGCAACCCAGAGGACUUCAAAGUCUUCAAAUACAUGAAGAUUCUUGAAGAGGCAAUGGAAAAUGACCCCGACAACCUCAUCGAGAAGGUCAGAGGCAUCUACGGCUUCAAGGUCAAGAACGGCCCCAGCGGCUCUGAGGGCUACUGGGUCAUCAACGCCAAGGAGGGCAAGGGCAAGGUGACCUACAACGGCUCCGACAAACCCGACGUGACCUUCACCGUCAGCGACGAGGACGUCGUCGACCUCAUCUCCGGCAAGCUCAACCCCCAGAAGGCUUUCUUCCAGGGCAAGAUCAAGAUCCAGGGCAACAUGGGCCUCGCCAUGAAGCUCACAGACCUGCAGAGACAAGCCGCCGGCAGGAUCGACUCCAUCCGCUCCAAACUGUAAAUGAUGACCAGUAGCGAACUGGUGCUAGUUUGUAUCUUGUGGUUACGGACUUGAGGUAGGGGUACUUUAUACUAAGCGAUCACACCAACUUUAUACUCGGUAUGACAAUGAGAGUCACAAAAUGACAGUCACGGUGCAAUAAAGGUUCAAUAUUACCUUUAA
Trichoplusia ni (cabbage looper) is the source of this 1770-nucleotide messenger RNA. RefSeq names its product non-specific lipid-transfer protein (gene ScpX). NCBI's taxonomy places the organism in Eukaryota, Metazoa, Arthropoda, Insecta, Lepidoptera, Noctuidae. Gene Ontology annotation, molecular function: acyltransferase activity, transferring groups other than amino-acyl groups. The transcript is spliced from 2 exons. The record is from RefSeq and is a predicted model, not a curated record. The coding region runs from base 1 to 1608 and encodes 535 amino acids.